This is a messenger RNA of Gryllus bimaculatus (two-spotted cricket), 580 nucleotides long. The record is from the annotation of a GenBank genome assembly. NCBI's taxonomy places the organism in Eukaryota, Metazoa, Arthropoda, Insecta, Orthoptera, Gryllidae.
AUGGAGAAGACUACGCAGGACAGAUGCUCACAGGUGGAUAACGUCUCUUGGUCAAUUUCGACCGGGUCGACGCCAGCGCACUCCGGAGAACGCGUCGAGCUCGUGAAUGUCGCCGGGCUUGACCUGCUGAAGACAGCCACUCCGGAAAUGAGAGAUGCUCGCGGUUGGCGCGGCGGCGCGGUUGGCGCUGAGGACAUCGCGGCAGAGAAUGUUCUGCCUAAGUUCGAUCUGCCGCCGCCUCGCGAACUUCUGCCAACAGCUGCGAUGAAUGAAUUAACUGCCAAGUACAAGAUGCAGGAUGUCCCGCCGGACGCUGAGUACCCUGUCGUCUGUGAGGAGGGCCGAUGUAGUUUCUGCCCUUUCACGUUUGACAGCUCUCAACUUGAAGUGGUUGGAUUGCUCCAUCCAUGGGCAAGCACUUCUUGCAGUAAGAUUGGAUCAACAUCUAAGAUGAUCAUUAGGGUCGUGGUGAUUGAGAAGUUGCAUUCAAGUUUCAUCUCCAAGAAAACUGUUUGAGUUAAAUUUUGUAGAGCGAAGAUUAAUUACCACACAAGAAUAUAUGGAGAUUUCUUACCAAGAA